GGACGUAUUAAAGGGCUGGGAGCGGGGCAGCUCCCGGCGCGGCCGCCCGAGCUUCCCCUUCCCUGCGCUCGGCCCUCCCUGCGCCCGCCCGCCCCUUCCCUCCGCGGAGCGCGCCGGCCGCCGCGCCCCGGGAGCUGCGCGUCCGCGACCGGGAGCAUGGAGUUUCUGAGCGAGAAGUUUGCCCUGAAGAGCCCGCCGAGUAAAAACAGCGACUUCUACAUGGGCGCGGGGGGCGCGUUGGAGCACGUUAUGCAGACCCUGGACAAUGAGUCCUUUUACGGCAAAGCCGCGGCGGGCAAAUGCGUGCAGGCCUUCGGGCCGCUGCCCCGCGCCGAGCAUCACGUGCGCCUGGAGCGGACCUCGCCGUGUCAGGACGGCGGCGUGAACUAUGGGAUCACUAAAGUAGAAGGACAGCCUCUUCACACGGAACUGAACAGAGCAAUGGACAACUGUAACAGUCUCCGGAUGUCUCCAGGGAAAGGGAUGCAAGAGAAGGGAGAACUGGAUGAACUUGGGGAUAAAUGUGACAGCAAUGUAUCCAGCAGUAAGAAGCGGAGGCACCGGACCACCUUCACCAGCUUGCAGCUGGAGGAGCUGGAGAAGGUCUUUCAGAAAACCCAUUACCCAGAUGUGUACGUCAGAGAACAGCUUGCUCUGAGGACAGAGCUCACUGAGGCUAGGGUCCAGGUUUGGUUUCAAAAUCGAAGGGCCAAAUGGAGGAAAAGAGAACGUUAUGGCCAAAUACAACAAGCUAAAAGCCAUUUUGCCGCCACCUAUGACAUAUCGGUUUUGCCCAGGACUGACAGCUACCCACAGAUUCAGAACAAUCUGUGGGCAGGCAAUGCGAGUGGUGGCUCUGUGGUCACUUCGUGCAUGGUACCCCGUGAUACCUCCUCCUGUGUGACACCUUAUUCUCACUCGCCUCGGACAGAUUCCAGCUACACAGGGUUUUCUAACCACCAGAACCAGUUCAGCCACGUGCCCCUCAACAAUUUUUUCACCGACUCUCUUCUGACGGGGGCUACCAAUGGACAUGCGUUUGAAACAAAGCCAGAGUUUGAAAGGCGGUCUUCCAGUAUUGCAGUCCUUCGAAUGAAAGCCAAGGAGCACACUGCCAAUAUUUCAUGGGCCAUGUAACAUACAGUACUCUUGUUUUUCUUUAAGUGGAAAAGUAAAACAUUCUUAUUUCUCAUAUUUAAAGGAUACCACAAUAAGCUGCUGUGUGUGGAAUUGCUAACGGUCAGGAUAUACAGCGAGACCAGCUUAAAUGAAUAGUUGUUAUUAUUUAACAUUAAAAUCUAAGAAUGAACCUCUGAAGACUAAAUAGGUUUACCAUGCACUAGUCUCCACAAACUCUGUUUUAGUAGUAUUUUUUUUCUAUUGUAUGAGUCGGUGAAAUACGAUCAUGCGACUUCUUAAAAGAAUAAAUGUAUGAAACAAAUUCCUCUGUUAUAAAUUGAUUUAUGUUAGUUCUGUAUAACAAGAAAUCCCUUAUUGUAAAGUAAUACCUGAUAAAGGAAGAAAUGCACUGGGGAAAAUGUCAAGAUACCAAAGCUGUCAGGUAAAUAUUGAAACAGAGCAUUUCAGGGACUUAAAUGCCAUUUCUCCCUCUCUGACUCCAUGACAAAAUGGGCAUAUGCCCUGUUGAGGAGAAUUUAUCUUCAGGUCUCAAAGGUUACUUCACCCCUAGAUGUUUUAGUGAAUUUUUGUUUCAUGCAAAAAAAACCCCUUAAAAUGACCAGCAUUUGCAUGAAAUAUUUGGGCAUAGUUUCCUGAAACCAUGUGUCUAAAGGUGAUAACUGAAAUAUUCCGGUGUGAUGUUUAAAAGAUAGUCACGAGAACAGUUUUUAUAAAUGCCAACUUUUGGGUGAGAAAGCCAGCAUGGACUCAGUGUCUUAGUUAUCACGCACAAGAAAAAAAAACAAAGUUACAAUACCUGUUGUUACUUUUAAAUUAAAAUUGUGUUGAUUAAACUGUACACAUGAACAUCUAAUAAAUGCACUAAAAUGUAUUCUGUUAAAGGAGCAAUGAACUGGAAUUUAUAUUUACUUCAUGUGCACAUGCGAGUGCACAUUUGUGUGCAUGUGUGUAUUUGGUUUUUGACAUAUAAUCUGUAAGCAUUUUUGCUGCUGUGGUUUUGCAUAGGGAAUUAAAAGGUCAGAAGGCUCUCUCUAAAAUUUCUGGUGGAAAAGAAGAGAAGAAAAAUACAUUGCAUCUGGAAAAUUGCUAACCCCGUUGAUUUGCUUCUCCUCCCUUUCCCCUGUCACAUUCCAAGCUUUUUCAGAUGAGUGAAAUGUCAACCUCCUUGAAAAAGUCUCAAGUUCAUAAAGGCAAAGUAAAUUAAUUGAAACGAAGAUGACUUUCAUGGCUUGAGUCGGAGCAAGGUCUGCUCUUUGUACUCUCCUAGAAUCUUCCUUGGGGUUUCUACAGACUUUAGGGAUAUUCUUGUAAGUUCUAAAGGCUAAAGGACAAGAGUACAUGAAUUGAAAAAUUAAAUUUAAGAAA
Artibeus jamaicensis (Jamaican fruit-eating bat) is the source of this 2505-nucleotide messenger RNA. RefSeq names its product ALX homeobox 1 (gene ALX1). Gene Ontology annotation, molecular function: DNA-binding transcription activator activity, RNA polymerase II-specific; RNA polymerase II transcription regulatory region sequence-specific DNA binding. Gene Ontology annotation, biological process: positive regulation of transcription by RNA polymerase II; embryonic skeletal system morphogenesis; negative regulation of DNA-templated transcription. The transcript is spliced from 4 exons. Bases 157 to 1137 code for a protein of 326 amino acids. Lineage: Eukaryota; Metazoa; Chordata; Mammalia; Chiroptera; Phyllostomidae. The record is from RefSeq and is a predicted model, not a curated record.